AUGUACGAGCGAGGAGCAGUUGGAAAUCGCCGAGGGCAGCGUUCCGUACAACUGGUUCGAGUCCAGCCACAGAUUGAUGAGCUGGAGGUUCGAGUCGGCGGAGAAGUUGGACGGAAUGUCGCCGGAGAAUGUGUUCGACGAAAGGUCAAUGUACCGGAGGGUUGCCGGAAGGUCGGAGGAGAUUUUGCCGGAGAGGAAGUUGUGAGCGACAUUGAGGAUUUGGAGGUUCGUGAGGUUGAGAAUCGCCGCGGGGAGAGUCCCGGAGAGCGAGUUGUCGUGCAAGUAAAGAGCGCGAAGGAGAGCGCAUUGGGAGAGAGAGGCAGGUAUGGAGCCGUUGAACUUGCGGAGGUCACGGAGGGUGGAGAGGUGGUGAGUGAGGCGGCCGCCGAGGUGGAGACGAGGCAAGCGGAGCUCGUGAACACGGUUGUUGUAACAGACGACGCCACGCCAGUCGCAGGGGGCCGAUGGCGUGGACGCAUCCCAGCCGUCGAGAGCGCCGAGCGGGUCGUGGAGGUUAAGCUUAAAGGACGUUAA
This is a messenger RNA of Prunus armeniaca (apricot), 534 nucleotides long. The record is from the annotation of a GenBank genome assembly. NCBI's taxonomy places the organism in Eukaryota, Viridiplantae, Streptophyta, Magnoliopsida, Rosales, Rosaceae.